CGGUAGCCAACCCAUCUAUCAGCUUUCCACUUAACAUUUCUCUGUAAUACCAUUUGACGCCCUCAAACCGACGUCGUUCGUAUUUUCUAGUCACGUUUCUUUUUUGACUUUUUGAACCCAUCUGUUCGCGCUGAAAAAUGGAGAUUCUAAACCCCCGCGCCGCCCUCCUCUCCAACUUCGAAGUCCUCUCCCUCCUCCGCGAACUCGAAUCAGACUACCUCUCGAAACAAAAGACGGCGCAGCGGAUCAAGAAAGAAGAAGCUGAGGCUUCUGCGUCUGGUUUGUUGAGUCUGAAUACGAAUGCGAAUCAAGGCGCCGGGAUGAGUGGGGGAGCGAAGGCGUAUGAGGUGUUGGAGGAGAUUGCGCCGAAUUUGAGGACGGUCGAGGUCGAGGCCAUCCAAUACCUCUCCGCCGACUUUCACCCCACGCCACACCAAACCGAAGCCGGGAUCGCGCAGCUGACGAAAUCGCUGGAACCUUACGGACUGAAUAAGUCUGAGAAGCUGCAGAUUGUGAAUUUGGCACCGGUGGAGACGGUCGAGCUUUAUGUCAUUGUCGAAGAGAUGGAGGACAGGCUAGGUGAACGGAUGGAUGAGGUUCUGUCGCAUGUCCGUACUUCUCUGUCCGACACUACUGUCACCACCACCGCACCUCCAACGCUCACCAAUGGUCAGGGAACGGAGACUGUAUUUGGUGGGAUGGUGUAUCUGGAAGAUGGUGGUAUGGGAGGAUGGGAGCAGGGUAUGGAAGGAGUUGGAGAUGAGUUUGUGGAUGCGGGUGAGGGGAUGGGCGUGGAGGGAGACUUGGACGUUGAGGAAGACUGAAAGUUGCUGGGUUUAGGAGUACGGAUUAUUCCGUCUACAACAUGGUCUUCAAGCGUGCCACACACGUCCUAGCCGAUUCCCAGCGCUAGAUUCCAAUUCAAUUCGAGAACUCGGUUGUCCAUCAUUUACGCACAUGUACG
Stereum hirsutum FP-91666 SS1 is the source of this 964-nucleotide messenger RNA. RefSeq lists its product as uncharacterized. NCBI's taxonomy places the organism in Eukaryota, Fungi, Basidiomycota, Agaricomycetes, Russulales, Stereaceae. Gene Ontology annotation, biological process: transcription initiation at RNA polymerase III promoter. The record is from RefSeq and is a predicted model, not a curated record. The coding region runs from base 138 to 824 and encodes 228 amino acids. Gene Ontology annotation, molecular function: nucleotide binding. Gene Ontology annotation, cellular component: RNA polymerase III complex. The transcript is spliced from 5 exons.